This is a messenger RNA of Penicillium manginii, 1287 nucleotides long. RefSeq lists its product as uncharacterized. Bases 1 to 1287 code for a protein of 428 amino acids. The transcript is spliced from 4 exons. Lineage: Eukaryota; Fungi; Ascomycota; Eurotiomycetes; Eurotiales; Aspergillaceae. The record is from RefSeq and is a predicted model, not a curated record.
AUGCUUUGGCUACGGCAGUUAUUUCGAACAUCAGCACGUCCCUCGCGCUUCUAUACUGGGCCUCAAACGAUUACCGCUCCCACAACUAUUCGACAUGUGAGAUUUCGACGGCCCUGGCUGAGGUCUUUCUUCGGAAAAUGUUUGUUUUACGCCGUUGCUUUCGAAAGCUGGAGCAUCCUUGUUAGAGUUUACACUCACUGGGACGAGGACGACGAGACCCGUGCCGAAAAUAGACGCAAAGCAAUGGAAACGGUUGAAUACGUGCGUCGAAAGCGGAUGAAAGUUACAGCAGAGGAUGCAGAGAAGGAUGCAGUGAAGGAAGCAGAGAUGGAAGCAGAGAUGGAAGCAGAGAAGGAAGCAGAGAGGGCUGCAAAGAAGGCUGCGGAGCGGGAUGCAGAGGAUCAUGAGCCCUUAUUCAUCCCCCUUUCCUGGUAUCGGGACGAACAGGAGGGUGUAUACUACACCGCAGCAGAUCCGGAAUGGCAAGAGUUCGCGAGGAUAUCAAGGGAUGGCAAGAAAAUCCAAAAGCUGAGAGAGGAGCUUACGGCUCUGGUUCUCCAGGGUGCAUCCGAGCAGAUGUCGCCAUUUCUUGGAGGUCCAGUAACAAUAACCGGGCUUUGGCUGAUUCCAGAGUUUCCGACUAAGCCUCCGCCGGAAUAUGUGCGCUCGGGGAUGGAACUUGAAUAUGAGGGGGGGAUAUCACUUGUGAAAAAGCCUAUGGAUCCUGAGACGGGCGAUAAACUGCAGUCAUUCAUGCAACCAAUGCAUGUCGCACUCGCAAUCUGGGAUGCCUAUUAUGUCUUAUACAAGAGACAACUAGAUCGCAUAAUGAGCCCGGACGGCCAAGCGGACGAUGUACAGUUGCUGGGCGGGAGGUUUACACUAUCAAGCCGCGAAAGACCGAAUCCCAUGGUCACCCAUGGACAUUCUCAACUGCAGCCGCCAGGUCGUACGGAGAGCAUCCCAUCCAACGCCGAGCCCGAACUCCACCCAUCAUUUUUCAUAUCUACACUGCAGCGGCUGCCCCUACCGGAUCUCAGCCCUGGAUCUGAUCUGCAUCUGGCAUCUCUAGCCUUCAAGUUAAGGCUCCAUGUACAUAAGUCUGAAACACCCCCAACCCCGCACCGAGGUUCUUUCUUCUUUAAUGGUCCGGUGGGCGUGAGGGGACCGAAUGGAUCUUGCAGGUUUGAAGUGCGGGGCGAGUAUGACCCUGCGAAGCCUGGAUGGCGAAAUGUGGAUAUGAAACUCAGAGACAUGAGUUAUAACCAACAACGGCCGCACAUGUGA